UCGGUUAUUAGUCGAUCUCAAUUGGUCGGAAAAAAUAAUGCACGUGCCUAAUCACACGAGCGUGGACACACGUUGUUCGACGGAGGGGCAUGCUAUGAUACAUGUAGUAUAAUGCUCACUAUGAUGCCUAUGUAAUGGCCCUUUUUUGUCUCGAAUAAAUAUAGACGUCGUUAGAUAAGGCGCGAAGUUUUGACCAUGGCAUUUGUCUCGAGCUCGCUCUCUAUCCCUGCAACUUCCCCAAAUUCUGCUUCUUCUCCUUUUUAUUUGGUUCGAUUUUGCCCUAAUUUUGCUUCUUAUUCUUCAAAGUCGGAUCGAUUUUUCCCUAAUAUUUUGACUUCUAUUUCGAAUUUAACUGUAUCUUGUCCUAAUCGUUUGACUACUCGGUUGAGUACUUCUUUCUUUUAUGGAUCUAGCUUGUAUGAUGGAUUUCGAAAUCUCAGUGUACAUGCGAAGUUUGAGAAAUUUGAAGGGUUUGAAGAAGCUUCUGAUGAAUCUAUGGAGGCUAUGGAGUCGAAAGAACCAGAAGAAGAAGAUGACAGUGUUUUACCUUCUGACUUGGAGGGUGCAAUUCGACAGUCAAGUAAUGCGAGUGCCCUCUUUAUUUCUUCGGGUGGAAUGAGAGCUAUCGUGGAACUAUUGAUACCAGCGCUAACAUUUCUUGAUGAGGAGGGUGCUCAAGCUGAGCUAUGGGAAUUAUCAAGAAUUUUCUUGGACUCACUUAGAGAAGAAACAGGAUAUCAGAGAAUAAAAGCCAUUUUCCCUGAUGCUGGAGCAGCUGCACUUUUAAAAUAUCGGUGGGAAGAUGCUCCUUUUGGUUUUGCCAGCUUAAGUGACAGAAGGCCAGUACAACGUGAAGACGAGAUUGUAGUCAUGGUUGUUCCUGAUUAUCAGAUGUUGGAAUAUGUUGAGCGAAUUGCAUCUCAACUCUCUGAUGAGCCGCCAAGACCUCUCAUCAUGUGGAAUCCACGACUUAUCAGUGAAGAUGUAGGAGUUGGUUAUAAUGUUAGAAAGCUGCGGAGAUACUUCUUAAGCUCUUUCACAACUGUAUAUUCCAUGAAGCCUUUGCCAUCUGGUGCAGUGUUCAGAUGCUAUCCGGGGCUAUGGAAGGUUUUCUAUGAUGAUAAGGAGAGGCCAAACCGGUAUUUACUUGCCAAAGAGCAACCUAAUCGUCCUGAUGCAGAUGAGCUAGAUCUAAUAUUUGGGGAUGUGGCUGAGAAGUCAGAGAAAGGCCCCUCUUUGCUGACUGCGGCUAUGGGUAUGUUUUCUUCAUUAAACCGCUUUGUUAAAGCCAUCUCUAAAUGAUUUGUGCACAGUGUAUUUCCAAAUGGAUAACAUAGGUUUCACUUCCUUUUGUUCUCUCUUCCUUUAUGGAUGUAUAAUGCUGAGGUUUAUGUUAGUGUUUAAUGAGAAAGAAAAAAGGUGACUGUCAUA
This is a messenger RNA of Amborella trichopoda, 1431 nucleotides long. RefSeq names its product DUF1995 domain protein, putative (DUF1995). The record is from RefSeq and is a predicted model, not a curated record. NCBI's taxonomy places the organism in Eukaryota, Viridiplantae, Streptophyta, Magnoliopsida, Amborellales, Amborellaceae.